Molecule: messenger RNA, 282 nt
Organism: Arctia plantaginis
Lineage: Eukaryota; Metazoa; Arthropoda; Insecta; Lepidoptera; Erebidae
Source: the annotation of a GenBank genome assembly
AUGGUGCGUAUCGGUAGCGGUGGUUCGGGCACGGCAGCUCACCAUGGCGGUGUGUGGUGGGCGAUGGCGGGUGACAGAGUGCGGGUAUGCGCCGCGCGGCAACACGGGGCGCAUUGGAAGCCGCGCGCGCCACGCGCCCGCCGCAGUAUGACGCGGCCCGCGAAUCGCCCGCCCCUUGUGGUCAUGGAAAACGGUGCCUUAAAGUAUGGGAGCAACAAUAACAACAAUGAAAUCCUCGAGGAGAAGGUGGUGAGUACUUUGUUAGCUUUACUUUACUCUUAG